Acanthosepion pharaonis is the source of this 630-nucleotide messenger RNA. Lineage: Eukaryota; Metazoa; Mollusca; Cephalopoda; Sepiida; Sepiidae. The record is from the annotation of a GenBank genome assembly.
AUGGACGGAUCUUUUCUUUUCCUCUUUUCCAUAACCUCCAGUAUUGGAUCGACCAUUUUUUAUUUCUUUCAAAUUGCAUUGUUUUAUUUUCUUCUUUCAGUCCGAUUUUUUUUAUCCAUUUUGUUUUUUCUCCUUUUUUCGUUUUUCGUUUUUUGCUUUCUUUUUUUCCUUCUUUCAACCUCCUCUUCAUCCUCCUAUCUUUAUUAUAGGCGCUUUUAUUCUUUCAUUUUCUUUCCAUUUUCCUCCUUACUUCUUCCUUUUACAUGGCGUUUUUUUAUUGUUAUAACCAUAGGCUUAUGUUUUAUUUGUGUUACCUUUUCUUUUUUUUUGUUUAUAUUUACGUCGUUUUUCCUUCGUUCUUUUUCCUUCCAUCAUUCCAUCUUAUAUUUUUUACAUUCUCCUUUAGUUCUCCUUUCUUUUACUUUAUCUGUCUUUUCCAUUUUCCUCUUUAUCAUUUUUCUCCCAUCGUUCUUUUAUUGUUUCUACUUUUUCUUCAUUACUGACUGUCACGCCCUUCCGUUCAUUCAUUUUGCAGUCUUCAUUUCUUUAUCUCUUUCCUUCCUUCCUUCCUUCCUUCCUUCCUUCCUUCCUUCCUUCCUUCCUUCCUUCCUUUUACAUCGCUAUAUAUAA